AUGGAGGGGACAGGCCAGCAGCGGCGGUGCGGGCCGAAGGCUAGGGUCGAGUGGGGCGCGGAGCCUGGGCUGGGAAGGGUGAGGGCUCGGAAGCAGGGCAGUCUCAAGGCAACCAGGGGUCUGGGCUCACGGAGAGUGCUGGUGUUCCCUUGCUCAUAUGCGUCCCGGCCUCGCGCCCCUCUGCUGCCCGCAUCGCCCCGGAUCCUUAACUCACCGAAGGGAGCGGCGAGGGGGCGGGGGCACCGCCAGCCGCUGCAGCCCCUAAGCCUCGGAUGGGACGCCGCGGCCUCCCGGCCACUGACAACAGGAAGCGGCUCCCGCGGCGCCUGA
This is a messenger RNA of Rangifer tarandus platyrhynchus (Svalbard reindeer), 330 nucleotides long. The record is from the annotation of a GenBank genome assembly. Lineage: Eukaryota; Metazoa; Chordata; Mammalia; Artiodactyla; Cervidae.